Messenger RNA from Adineta steineri, 924 nucleotides. The record is from the annotation of a GenBank genome assembly. Lineage: Eukaryota; Metazoa; Rotifera; Eurotatoria; Adinetida; Adinetidae.
AUGCCAUCAACAUUGCGUCGAGCAUAUAAAAGUAUUGAAACACAUGCGAAAAAGAUUGGUAAACUUUCUGAAGUAAAGGAUCUGCUAGCCGAUUUGAAUACGAGUGCAGAAAAAUAUGACAAAUACCAGCGAGCUCUUCAGACAUCAGUGAUGCAUCAACAAAAAGUAUUACCCAUUUUAAAAGAACAAACACAAUCUAUGCAAGCACUUGUACGAGAAGAUCGUUUAGUCGAAAUUGGUCGUAUUAUCGAUCAUCAUCAAGAUACACUCAUUGAUAUCGAUGGAACUAUUUUCAAAGUCCAGAUCCAACUAACAAACUUCAUCGGAGUUAUCAGUGAUGAACAUAUUGAUGGAAUGAAAAAGACCAUAGAAUCUUUAACUGAAGAGAGUGUGACAGAACAACUCAGGGUUAUGAUUAAAGGGGCCACGGGAACCGUUGCUGGCACUGUUAUGGGAGCCUUAGCAAUCAAAACAGGUAUUGCAAUGGUUACAGUAACUACAGCAGCUGUUGCGGGUCCUGCUCUAGGCGUUGCCGGUGUUCUUGGUGGAAUCGGUAUGAUGGGCUAUGGAGGUUAUUGGGGUGUUAAUAAAUUUGAUCAGUACAAGGAACUAUCACAUUUCCAAAACGAAUUAACAGCAUUAGAGACGGAAAGAAUGAAUCUUCAAAUUGCGAUGGAGAAGGUACAGGAAGGAAUCACAGCCAAGCAGACAUCACUAAAAUCAAGCCAAGAGUCUCUGAGCAAGAUUGCUUAUCAUUGCAGCAAAUUCUCAAAAAUUCCCGGUUUUACACUUAAUAGUAAUCAACGAAGUGCGAUUAAUGAUGAACUGCUCAAUGCAGUUACGGAAUAUAAUCGUAUGAUGGCAGUCUAUUCUUUAUUUACAGAGAAUAUGGACAAUAAUGAUCGAGCACUUCCAUUGGAAUAA